Messenger RNA from Plasmodium fragile, 993 nucleotides. RefSeq lists its product as uncharacterized. Lineage: Eukaryota; Apicomplexa; Aconoidasida; Haemosporida; Plasmodiidae. The coding region runs from base 1 to 993 and encodes 330 amino acids. The record is from RefSeq and is a predicted model, not a curated record. The transcript is spliced from 3 exons.
AUGGCUUCAUAUUUGUCCAUAAUAUUCCUUAUUUUAUCCUUUGCCUUUCUUCUAAUCCAUGCUGCAGAACAGCAAGUAACAUUGGAAAAUUCUGCGGAUGGUGCGGUAAACGUUGCGGAUCCUCCACAGAACAAUGUACAAGUAGAAGGAAUUGUGCAAACGCCCGAGGCAGGAGGAGAAGUGCCAUUGCCAGGUAAAAAGACGAGGGAGGAAAACAAACAUAACAUGUCCGCUGCAGUACCAACAGCACCUCCUUCCGCAGCACCCCAACAGCCACAAGUGCCUCAACCACAAGUGCCGCCACAACAGGAAAAAGUAAAGGAGGAAGUAAAGGAGAAAGUAAAGGAGGAAGUAAAGGAGAAAGUAAAGGAGGAAGUAAAAGAGGAGGUAAAAGAGGAUGUAAAAGAGGAAGUGAAAGAACCAGGAAAAAAAGAAACUGCAAUGCCUUCAUUGCAAAAGGAAGCCAAUACAGUGCAACACUGUGGCGCCACUAACCCUAAUUGGAAAGAUCGUAUCUUGAAAAAGUAUCAAUCAAAGCUCCCAUGUGGUUGCACCGUGGGCGAACUUUCAAAGGAUUACACGAACAAGGAGAUAUCAAACCUGCGACAAAACAUUUCUGGUCAGGUUAGUAAAAAAGAUGCAUUUCUUACAUUUUUUUACCAUGUGAUCUAUUUUGAGAGGAAGUACUAUGACAUGAUGGACUAUCUGGAGAAGUGGUUUUACAACCUAGCGGAAACCAAUAAUUUGCCUGAUGAGUACAAGUUAAAGUUGUGGGAAGAAUGCAAAAGGGAGCUUCUGUGUGACUUGCAGUGCAACGAAGAUAAAUGUGAAAAUUCCUUGAGCACCUUGGUUGAUGAAAGCGGAGAAAAUAAUGUGAGCGCCAAAUCAGUUAGAAAUCUAAUAACUAGUUCUAAGGAAACAGUACGAGAAAGUGGUAUGGGCAAGAUGGGCAAGUGGAUGAAUAUUUUCACCGAGAGAGUCAAGAGAUACUAA